Orycteropus afer afer is the source of this 3543-nucleotide messenger RNA. It is a transcript of the gene KCNU1, whose product is annotated as potassium calcium-activated channel subfamily U member 1. Lineage: Eukaryota; Metazoa; Chordata; Mammalia; Tubulidentata; Orycteropodidae. Gene Ontology annotation, molecular function: monoatomic ion channel activity. The transcript has 29 exons. Gene Ontology annotation, biological process: potassium ion transport; transmembrane transport; reproductive process. The record is from RefSeq and is a predicted model, not a curated record. Gene Ontology annotation, cellular component: membrane.
AUGUACCAAAGCCUGACCAUUCCAUUUCUUGUGUUCCAAGCCAAACUACAGAAGGAAAUUGGGAAAAGAUUGGAAAAAAAAAUGGCCUGCCCAACUGAAAUCCAAGUAGCAUUUAUUCUCUCCUCCUUUGUGACUUUUUUCUGUGGACUCUUCAUCCUAUACUGUUACAGGCUCAUCUCUACGAGCUUAAAAAAAUGUCGAAUCAUGAAGGGAAGAAGAUUUCUAUUGAAACUACUCGUAAAGGAAAGCAUCAAAAAUAAACAUUCAAAAAUAAUCUACUUCCAGGGAGUCUUUCGUGAUCAUAUACAAAUGUUGCUUUCUGCACAGACUUUUGUGGGGCAAGUGCUGGUUCUCCUUGUCUUUGUGCUAAGCAUUGGAUCUCUUGUAAUCUAUUUCAUCAACUCUACUGACCCUGUUGGAAGCUGUUCUUCAUAUGAAGACAAAACCAUUCCUGUUGAUUUGAUUUUCAAUGCUUUCUUUAGUUUCUAUUUUGGAUUGAGAUUUGUGGCAGCUGAUGACAAGAUCAAGUUCUGGUUAGAGAUGAAUUCAAUUGUAGACAUCUUUACCAUACCACCAACUUUUAUUUCUUAUUAUUUGAAGAGUAAUUGGCUGGGUCUCAGGUUUCUAAGAGCACUAAGGCUACUAGAACUCCCCCAAAUCUUGCAAAUUCUACAAGCCAUCAAGACCAGUAACUCAGUGAAGUUUUCCAAGCUCUUAUCAAUAAUUCUCAGUGUGUGGUUCACUGCUGCAGGAUUCCUUCACCUGGUGGAAAAUUCUGGUGAUCCUUGGCUCAAAGGUAAAAAUUCACAGAAUUUAUCUUACUUUGACUCAAUUUACCUGGUUGUGGCAACAACAUCAACUGUUGGCUUUGGAGAUGUGGUAGCCAAGACAUCCCUGGGACGAAGUUUCAUCAUCUUCUUCACCACUGCAAGUUUGGUAAAUACUUUUAAUUUUGUUAUGGAUCUUCUCAAAUUAAAAGAUAACCUUUGUUCCUCAGACGAUCCACCUCACAUACUCUUGCUGCCUAGGUUCAUCGUGGUCUGUGGAAACAUCACUGUUGACAGUGUGAGUGCUUUUCUGAGCAAUUUUCUCCGCUACAAGUCAGGAGAAAUCAGCACUGAGAUCGUUUUUCUAGGAGAGAACCCUCCUUCAUUGGAAUUGGAAACCAUAUUUAAGUGCAACAUGGCCUAUACAAGUUUCGUUUUUGGAUCUGCACUGAAGUGGGAGGAUUUAAAGCGAGUUGCGGUGGAAUAUGCAGAAGCAUGCCUGAUAAUAGCCAACCCUUUGUGCAGUGAUUCCCAUGUUGAAGAUACUUCAAACAUCAUGAGGGUGCUCUCUAUCAAGAAUUACUACCCUAAAACCAGAGUCAUCAUUCAGAUACUUCAAUCACAUAACAAGGUUUAUCUGCCAAAGAUUCCCGACUGGAACUGGAAAACUGGGGACAACAUCAUCUGCUUUGCUGAAUUGAAGCUUGGAUUUAUUGCCCAAGGCUGCCUGGUGCCAGGCUUGUGCACCUUUCUAACCUCUCUAUUUAUUGAGCUCAACCAAAAGGUGACUCCUAAACAACUCUGGCAAAAACAUUUCUUAAAUGGUUUAAAGCACAAAAUCGUGACUCAACGUCUCUCUGAUGACUUUGCAGGGAUGACUUUUCCUGAAGUUUCACUGAUCUGCUAUAGGAAGAUGAACCUCAUGUUGAUUGCAAUUGAACAUAAAUCCACUGUGUACAGUGGUCUGAUACUAAAUCCAUCUGCACAAGUUAGGCUGUGUAAGAACACAAUGGGGUUCUUUAUUGCUGAAUCUGCAAGGGAAGUCAAAAGAGCCUUAUUUUACUGUUCCACCUGUCACAGUGAUGUGAAUAAUCCUGAGAUAAUUGGAAAAUGUGGCUGCAAAACCAAGAGCCUUCGAUGUAACAUCACAGGGGCAUCGGUAGUGGCAGUGAAAAACAAGACAGAAACAUCCACUUGUACAAGAAAGGAAUAUUUUAUAAUGGGGCAGUCAAGCUUGAUCACUGCUGCCAGGCUGGGUGGCAGGGGAGGCCAGGAAAAGAAGUGGGAGCCAGCAGCAGGCUGGAACAAUGUAGAGGAGGCCAUGACUUUUCUAUAUGAAAAUGACAGAAACACUGAGCAACUUGAUAGCAGUGGCCUGUUUCACUGGUGCAAGGCAACCUCUUUGGACAAAGUGAUUCUGAAACGAUCUGAUAAGAGAAAAUAUGAAUUUCGAAACCACGUUGUAGCAUGUGUCUUUGGAGAUGCUCACUCAACUCUGAUGGGACUUCGGAAUUUUGUAAUGCCCUUGAGAGCCAGCAACUAUACCCUGAAGGAGCUGAAGGACAUUGUGUUUAUUGGGUCCCUGGAUUACCUACAGAGAGAAUGGCGAUUUCUCCAGAACUUUCCCCAGAUAUAUAUUUUGCCUGGAUCUGCACUCUUUUCUGGAGACCUCCAAGCAGCCAACAUAGAGGAAUGUUCCAUGUGUGCUGUCUUGUCCCCACCAUACAAACCAUCAAGCAGUCAGACUCUGGUGGACACAGAGACCAUCCUGACCACCCUCAACAUUGGAUCCCUGCAGAUUAGCUGCUCUGCUCAGACACCCUUAGUGACACAGGGGUUUGCACAGAACUUAGCUGAAGCCUACUCAAGAUACCGAAGAAUUCCUAUCUUAACUGAACUUAAAAAUCCUUCCAAUGUUCACUUAAUUGAACGGCUUGGUGGAAUGAAAGGAAGCCUUCCAGGAACAAAUCUUCAUCUCAGUACUUCUUUUUCCACAGGCGCUGUCUUUUCAGGCAGCUUCUUGGAUUCCCUCCUGGCCACAGCCUUCAACAACUAUCGUGUCCUGGAAUUACUUCAGAUGCUGGUGACAGGCGGGAUAAGUGCUCAGCUGGAACAAAGUUUGGAUAAGGAUAAGCAGCAUGGGUCAACUGACAGCUUUCCUACAUACUUUUCUGCAAGAGCACGAUGUAAGCUGGGGCUUCUCUCCUUGAACAACACCAUUCUAUCAGACAUUCAACCAAGAGAUUACUUUGGACAAGUGUUCUGUGGCUCAUUAAAUAAUUUUGGAAUCAUGUGCCUUGGCUUAUACCGCAUGAUAGAUGAAGAGGAGCACAACCCAGAACACAAAAGGGGAGUAUGCUAAUUUGGAAAGUUUGUGAUUACGCGGCCAGCCAAAGAUUUUAAACUGCUGCCCUCGGAUCUUGUGUUUUGUGCCAUCCCUUUCAGCACUUCUUAUUACAAAAAAGACAAAGGUUCAUCUCAACAGCCAUAUGAAAUUGCAAAUCUAGUGCUACUGACCCAAGAGAACAUUCCAGACUCAAGUCAUCCUCACACAGUUAACCCAGUAAACAAAGUUGGAUCACAAUAUUGGCAUUCAUCAGUCCCACCUGAGAAAGUAACAACCAGUGGCUUUUCUGUACCUAAGCAAACAACAUUAACUCAGAGUGAUAUGCUACCAUCCAAGAUACCUACAGGUGAAAAUAGGAAAGAAAAUGAAAAGGAAAACAUAUGGGAAAUAAUUCAGGAUGAUACUUCUGUAUCUUCAGUGCCAAACUAG